This is a messenger RNA of Spinacia oleracea (spinach), 2156 nucleotides long. RefSeq lists its product as uncharacterized. NCBI's taxonomy places the organism in Eukaryota, Viridiplantae, Streptophyta, Magnoliopsida, Caryophyllales, Amaranthaceae. The coding region runs from base 1 to 1881 and encodes 626 amino acids. Gene Ontology annotation, biological process: DNA transposition. The transcript is spliced from 3 exons. The record is from RefSeq and is a predicted model, not a curated record. Gene Ontology annotation, molecular function: transposase activity; zinc ion binding; DNA binding.
AUGGAUAAGGCCUAUAAAAAUGGCAAAAUAUGGACUGAUCAACCAUAUGGGUCCAUUAAGUUAGAACCCUGGUUGAUCUUUCAUGAUAAGGCCACAUUUCUUGAAGUGUUGAGAAGUUACUGCAUACAGGAGGGGUUUGGGCUUAGUGUUGAGAGGGCUGACAAUAGGAGGUACACAGCAGUGUGUGCAGUGGAGUCAUGUGACUGGAGGAUACAUGCCAGUAGGUUGUUUGACAAUGUUAGCUGGGCCAUUAAGGUGAUCAGUGGGUCCCACAGAACUUGUGGGAGGCUUGAGGAGAAUCCAGUGGUGACCUCUGAGUGGUUGUGUAAGCAUAUGUUGGGGGAAAUAGAGGCAAAUCCAGAGAUUCCAGUGGAGACAUUGAGGAGGUAUGCACAGGAGAAGUUUCAGUUGAGGGUGAAAAAGAGGCUAUUGUACAAGGUCAGGAGUAUGGCAAAGGAAAAGCUGCAUGGUGGUUGGGCUGAAGCAUAUGAGCUGUUGCCUAGAUAUGCUGAGAUGAUUAAGCAAACAAACCCAGGGAGUCAUGCACUUAUAACAUGGGGGGCCAGUAGUGGGGAUGUGAACCCAAAAUUCAGAGCUUGCUUCUUCUCAUUUGCUGCACAAGUCAGGGGGUUUCUAAGGGGUUGUAGGCCCAUAAUUGGAAUAGAUGGGGCUCAUUUAAGUGGUUUCUACAAGGGCAUUCUACUGACAGCAGUUGGCAUAGAUGGGAACAAUGCAAUUUUUGUUCUUGCCUAUGGGAUAGUAGACACUGAGAGUUGUGACAGUUGGACCUACUUCAUGAGAUGUUUGAGGCAAAUGUUUGAGCAGGAGGGUUGCAACAGAGAUGAUUGGACCUUCAUCAGUGAUAGGAUGAAGGGUGUUGAGUUGGCAGUUAGAGAAACUUUUCCUAGAGCAACUAGGAGAGUUUGCUGCCAACACCUAUACAUGAAUUGUAAGAACAAUGGCUUCAGUGGAUCUGCAUUCCACAAGCUCUUUUGGAUAGCUGCUAAUGCAUACAAUGAGUAUGUGUUUGGUAAGGCCAUGGAAAAGAUCAGUGAGUACAAUGCAAAUGCCACUGCAUACUUGAACAGCUGCAUUGAGCAGUGGUCUAGGCAUAAGUUUGACUCUACUGUUUGUUGUGAUCACAACACAACAAACUUUGUGGAGUCAUUCAAUGCAUGCACAAAGCCCUUCAGAGACAUGCAUGUCUUCUCAUUAUUGGAAGCAAUCAGAAGUUGGUGUAUGCAGAGGGUGGGGGCUAGAUUUGACAAGGCAGUUGACAUGGAGGAAGGUCAGCUCACUGCAUAUGCAUUGAAAGAGUUAGAGGAGAGGACAGCUGAGUCCAGGUUAUGUUAUGCCACAGCAUGUGGAGGGGGUGAAUUUGAGGUUAGGGAUGGACAUGUCAACUUCCCAAUUAGGCUUGCAACAAGAAGUUGUGCCUGUGGGAAGUGGCAGAUCUGUGGAAUCCCCUGCAAGCAUGCACUGAGGGUCAUAUAUGACCAAAGGAUGAACCCCCAUGAUUUCAUAUCCCCAUGGUUCAAGGCUGCUGCAUACAAGCUAACCUAUGCAGAACAUAUUCAUCCUAUGGCAGAUCCAUCUCAGUGGCCUGACUUUGGCCUUCCUUCCAUUCAGCCUCCAACCAUCAAAAGACCAUCUGGCAGACCUGCUAAGAAGAGAAAGAGAGGGGCAAAUGAACCAAAGAAAGGGAAGAGGAACACAAAUGUGAAAUGUGGAAAGUGUAGAGAGUUUGGUCACAACUCAAGAACAUGCAAGAGUGGAGGAACAAGUGCCACUGGACCAAGCACUUCAAAGAGUGGUGCAGCAGGAGCAAGUACAUCAAAUGGGGGACCAAACACAAGGAAGAGGUCAAAGGCAGCUGCAUAGUCACCUCAGUUGGCUAUAUUUUGUGAAUUGUAGUGCACAAAGCUAAACUAACUUAGUCAAAUCAGUUUAGUCAGAAUCAGUUUAGUUAGAAUCAGUUUUUGGAAACAGUUGUGCAGAGAUCAUUUUUUGGAAACAGUGAAAUGCUUAGAACACCUCUUUUUGUGCAGUUCAGUGGUGUUUGUCCACUUAAAGUUCAGUUUAUGUAAAGCUUAUUUGCUUGAACAAGUAUUUAUGGAACAAAGUCUCUUUAUUUCAUGAAAUUUGUUACAACUUUA